AUGACCGCUCUACCGAAUAAUUUUUCCACCGAAAGCCACCUGUGCAGCGCGUACACAGCAGCUUCAAAUUCCAGAUGCGUUUCUCAUGGCGAAACGGCGUUUCCCGCCGCUGGAUGGUAUAUCGCGGUGGAGUUGAUUGAAUCCGCGGGAACGAGGUCGGGAUCGGGCGAGGCAUCUCAGAAACUUCUGGAAGGUAUGGUGCUUCUCCAGGCACCGCAGCUUCGCAUUCAGAGUUCCUUCGCUUUCCCUCUGAGAAAAUGUUCUAAAAAAGGAAAGAGAAGUUUCAGAUGUUCUGUACAAGAGACCCCAUGUAACAAUGAUGACGUAUCUAGAAAUCUUUUGUCCGGUUUUGCUGCUUCAAUUAUGUUCCUUUCUCUACCAAACCAGGUUGCUGCUUUGGAGUUAUCUGGUCCUCAAAACUUUUUCCAGCUUGCAAAUGCAUUGGAUAGCAGUGCCCUUUUUAAAGAUCAAGGAAGCCAAAUGAUGUUGAUGAUGAGGGGCAUGACUGCCAAGAAUUUUGAUCCAGUUAGAUAUUCUGGAAGGUGGUUUGAAGUAGCUUCACUUAAACGUGGCUUUGCAGGCCAAGGACAGGAAGAUUGCCAUUGUACUCAGGGAGUAUACUCCUUUGAUGCUGAAACACUUUCCAUUCAAGUUGAUACAUUUUGCGUUCAUGGCGGCCCUGAUGGCUAUAUAACUGGUAUUAGAGGAAAAGUCCAAUGUCUUUCAUUGGAGAACAUGGAGAAAGCUGAAACUGAUUUGGAGAUGACAGAAAUGAUUAAAGAGAAAUGCUUCCUUCGCUUUCCAACUUUACCUUUCAUACCGAAAGAACCAUACGAUGUGAUUGCAACAGAUUAUGAUAAUUUUGCUCUUGUUUCUGGGGCUAAAGACAGAAGUUUUGUUCAGAUUUAUUCAAGGAGACCUGACCCUGGAGCGGACUUCAUCAACAAGUACAAAUUAUAUUUGGCAGAUUUAGGCUAUGAUCCAAAUAAGAUCAAAGAUACUCCUCAGGACUGCCAAGUUAUGUCCUCUGCUCAGCUUGCUUUGAUGAUGUCACGUACAGGAAUGAAGGAGGCUCUGACAAACCAAUUUCCAGAUCUGGGGCUGACAGGACUAGCAAUUAACCCAUUCACAAGCAUUUUUGAUACUCUUAGAAAGCUUCUUCAACUGUAUUUCAAGUAAAACUUUAUCAAGUAAUCUGAUAGUAUAGUAGGGUUUGAAUGCAAGAAAUAUGGAACAAGCCUAUGAAUUUGUUCAGAUUUCUGUAUUUUUUUUUUUUACUAUGAAUUCCCAAUUUAUGGGUAACUGCAAAAAUUCAGAAGAGUGAUGCCUUUUGAUUAUAA
Molecule: messenger RNA, 1340 nt
Organism: Dendrobium catenatum
Lineage: Eukaryota; Viridiplantae; Streptophyta; Magnoliopsida; Asparagales; Orchidaceae
Product: chloroplastic lipocalin
Exons: 7
Coding region: 1-1179 (392 amino acids)
Molecular function (GO): small molecule binding
Source: RefSeq, a predicted model, not a curated record